AUGGUUCUCCUUUUAUUAAAUGUAUACGUAGUUAUUUGUGUGUGCAGACACGUUCAUAUAGACUCAAAUUGCUUUGUUAAUGUUUAUUAUUCAGGACACAUAAAAAAUAGGGUGUUAAACGUGAACAAAUAUUUAUGCCCAGAAAAGAAUUGCAGAUAUUAUUGCAGAAAAAACUGCGAAAACAAUUGGGGAAAAAAAUUAUUCCUUGUUCAGAAAAGCAAGGAAAUAAUAAUAGGUACUAGAGAUUCUCCAUUAGCAAUAAAACAGUCCGAAAAAGUGAAAAUAAAACUUUUAACGUAUUUUAAGAAAAUUAAAAAAAAUGUAAAAGUUAUUUUAAAAACAAUAAAAACAACAGGUGAUCAAAUAUUAGACAAAAAUGUUGGCUUAUUUGGUGGAAAAGGAAUAUUCACAAAGGAAUUAGAUGAGCAGUUAAUAAAAAAUAAUGUACAUAUGUGUGUGCAUUCUUUAAAAGAUGUUCCUUUAGUACUACCUGAACAUAUUCACUUGUCAUGCUUUUUAAAAAGAGAUACAAUUAAUGAUGUCUUUUUAUCAAUGAAAUAUAAAAGUUUAAGUGAUAUGAAUAAAUCAAAUGCUACAACGGUAGAAAUAAAAAGCGACGAUAAUGAUAAUGAUCGUGAUAAAAUAGAAGAACCAGAACAACAGAAAAGAAGUAGUGUGUACAAAAAUGAGCAGAAAAAUUCCUCAUGUACUGUUGCAACUUCGUCACUGAGAAGAAGAAGCCAAAUAAAAAAUAUAUAUAAAAAUGUAAAAAUAGAGAAUAUAAGAGGAAAUAUUAAUACAAGAAUAACAAAAUUGUUUAAUGGUCAAUAUGAUUCUAUAGUAAUUGCAUUGUGUGGCUUGGAAAGAUUAUUAACAAAGGAAAUAAUUCAAGAUAUUAUAAAAAAUAAGAAAAGUAGCAUACCUAGUAAACAGCACAUAAUUAGCUAUAAUAACACGGAUAUUGAUUUAAGUCUUUUUAGUAUUCAAAAAAUAAGUACAAAAAUUAUUUACCCUGCUUUAUGCCAAGGUAUUAUAGCAGUUACAUCAAACGAUGAAAAUUCAGAAAUUACACACAUUUUAAAGAGUAUAAAUGAUAAAAAAUCGGAAAUUAUGGCGAACAUAGAAAGAGCAUUUUUAUAUCAAACUGAAGGGAAUUGUAUGAUGCCUAUUGGUGGGUUUACAAAAAUUGUAAGAAAUAAAAUUUUUUUUAAUGCAAUUAUUAAUGAUAUUCAUGGACACGAAAAAUAUAAAGUCAAAGAAAUUGGACAUGCAUCCAAUUAUAACGAUAUUGCAAUAAGAGCAGCAAGGAAUAUAAAACAGAAAAUGGGUAUUGAAAAAUUCAGAAAAAUAAAAGAAGAAGCAGCUGUGUUUUACACAGAAUAA
Molecule: messenger RNA, 1383 nt
Organism: Plasmodium malariae
Lineage: Eukaryota; Apicomplexa; Aconoidasida; Haemosporida; Plasmodiidae
Gene: PBGD
Product: porphobilinogen deaminase, putative
Exons: 1
Coding region: 1-1383 (460 amino acids)
Biological process (GO): heme biosynthetic process
Cellular component (GO): cytoplasm
Molecular function (GO): hydroxymethylbilane synthase activity
Source: RefSeq, a predicted model, not a curated record